Molecule: messenger RNA, 1233 nt
Organism: Chrysochloris asiatica (Cape golden mole)
Lineage: Eukaryota; Metazoa; Chordata; Mammalia; Afrosoricida; Chrysochloridae
Exons: 8
Coding region: 1-1233 (410 amino acids)
Biological process (GO): positive regulation of extrinsic apoptotic signaling pathway; positive regulation of release of cytochrome c from mitochondria; positive regulation of intrinsic apoptotic signaling pathway
Cellular component (GO): cytoplasm; cytosol; mitochondrion
Source: RefSeq, a predicted model, not a curated record
AUGUGUUUCUCCUUUGAGGCGCGAGGCGGGAGGCCGGCCCGGGGUGGGGCUGGCGGGAGGCGGGAGGCGGGCCGAGGCAUAAAAGGAAGUCGGCAGAGCAUUGGCUGGGUAGUCUGCCGUCUCCUCGACGCUGCUGGGACGCUUCCUUCAUCUCGGUCUCCGCGCCUCAAGCCCCGUGUACUCCUUCCCGAGGUCCGAGCCGCAGCUAGCCCCCUUGCACCUUGGGGCGGGAGCCGAGGCGGGGAGACGGGAGAUGCCGGCCGCCAGGUGCGAACCUCCGGUCAGAGUCUCCCCGCUCUGGACGCCCCACGUCGGUCGGCUCAGCAGAUCACAUCCUCCCCCGGCGUCGUCCGCCUGGGUUCCCUUCGCGGGGCGGGGAAGAGGACUGAGUCCCCGAGGCCCGGUGCCCCCGGAGGGACUUCCCCGCCCGAACUGGGGAAACCGGAUACCAUCCUGGCCUACAAAGGGGAGUAUGGAAAAGAAGAGCUUCUAGAUGCGUCGCCACGAAGCAAGCCCAGUGCAACAAGAUGUCAGGAGGCCUCACGCGCGCUGAGUAGCUGUCUCGUGAAUCUUAAGAGUGGGCGCUGUGAGCCUGGUCUCUGCUCUGGAGGAAUCAGUGGGGCUAUUUCAGGCCAGGCUGUCAGCAAUGGCUCAAGGCUCCCAAAUGAGCACAUCACCAACCUUCUGGUGUUUGCCUUCCUCAAACACUCCUCUAACUGUAACUUCCACGAUGAGCUGAAGGCCUUGGGCCGGGAGCUUCCUGUGCUGGCUUUCAUGGAGGAUGAGGAGCAUGAGGACCUGCAGACAGAUGGCAACCGGAGCAGCCACUUCUACGUCGUGAGAAGUGAGUCAAAUUCUGAAAGUCAAGAGGAAGUUAUCCGGAACAUUGCUUUGCAUCUCGCCCAAAUAGGAGACGAGAUGGAAAAAAGGGUCCAACCAGGUUUGGUGCAAAACCUGGCAAGGCACUUGAUGAACAGGGACCUGUCAGAGGACGACAGGAGAAAUUACCUGGAGACUGCCCUGGGGCAGGUGAUGAAGACCUGUCCCAGGGACAUGGAUUUGGAGAAGACCAAACUGAUGGUGACCAUGCUGUUAGCCAAAAAGGUGGCCGAUCACAUGCCUUCUUUGCUUCGUGAUGUCUUUCGCACAGCUGUGAACUUGAUUAACCAGGACCUGUUCUCCUGUGUGAGGAGCUUAACCAGAAAUGUAAGAACCAGUAAUGGCAGCUCCUAG